UUUAAUAUUUAGUCUUUUGGAUGAUGCCUGCACAGUUCCACCUUGAAGACGGAGUCCGGCCUGACGGAUGGUGGUACAUCACUCCUCCUCUCUGGGGGUCAGCUGUAUCUGCUGAUGGGAAAUGGACAUGGGCAUGGAAAACUACAAUAAAUCGGUGACCCUGGGAGGAAAAGGUUUGGACCCCCCCGCCAUAGAGCAAAUCUCCGGACGAGCACUUAGCACAGUGAAUGCAUCGUGCAAGGGAACUACAGGCAGCCAAAUCCCGGUUCUCAGAAGAGUACUCUCAUUACAGGCUGGGGUCAUGGUGGCUUUGCAGUAUUUUCCCUUUCUGCGUUUAUUUCUAUGUAAUCUCCUUUCUGCUCUAAGCUGCUUUGCAGCAGCAGGAACGGCGACGCGUGAGCAGCUGACCACACUGAAGGACUUCCCGCCGCACCGUCUAAGGUUUUUUUACGUCCGGCCACACAAGCCGCUAUCGGGACCCCCUCGCUCGACCUUUGGCACAGACUUGCAACCCCCCCACCAUCUCCACCCCUUCAUCCUGGUCAGCUGUAGGAUGACUGCGCCUGUGUGCUGACGAGGCGUUGGCGAGCAGCAGUAAUGGGCGCUGCGCUGGCCGGCUUCCCCACCACCCCCUCGGACGCCGCUCUGCCACCACCGCCGCACCGCCCCCCCAGGACGGGCGCUCCCCUCAGCCCCGCCGAUGGGCGAAGACGCUGACGCAACGCUGACGCUGAACCACCACGGCUUCCUCCCCGACCACAACUAUGUGACUGAAGUAUCUCUCAGCAUUGCUGAAGUGGCUCGCAUGCCAAAUAAUUAGCCGACAUUGCUGAAAGGGCUGCUCCUGGCUAUAGCCUGAAGAGCUCCGCCCAUCCCGUCCACCCCUCUCCACCCUGGAGUCCUCCCCCAGGAUGUUGAGCCCCAUCCAGGUGCUGUGCUCCGACAUCACUACCCUUUCUCUGGAGCCUGAGCCGUUUGCCUCUUACACUGAAGCCGACAUCAUCUCCACCGUUGAGUUCAACCACACGGGAGAGCUCCUGGCCACCGGGGACAAGGGGGGCCGAGUGGUCAUCUUUCAGAGGGAACCCGAGAGCAAAACCGAGCUGUUCUCCCAGGGCGAGUACAACGUCUACAGCACUUUCCAGAGUCAUGAGCCCGAGUUUGACUACCUUAAGAGUCUGGAGAUCGAAGAGAAGAUCAAUAAGAUCCGAUGGCUGCCUCAGCAGAACGCCGCACACUUUCUCCUGUCUACCAACGAUAAAACUAUUAAGUUGUGGAAGGUGAGCGAGCGAGACAAACGGCCGGAGGGAUACAACCUGAAAGAUGAGGAGGGUCGCAUCAAGGACAUCUCCACUGUCACCUCCCUACAGGUGCCCGUUUUGAAGCCCAUGGACUUAAUGGUGGAGGUGAGCCCGCGGCGAGUGUUCGCCAACGCCCACACCUACCACGUCAACUCCAUCUCCGUCAACUCCGACCACGAAACCUACAUGUCGGCCGACGACCUGAGGAUCAACCUCUGGCAUCUGGACAUCACCGACCGCAGCUUCAACAUCGUGGACAUCAAGCCGGCCAACAUGGAGGAUCUGACGGAGGUGAUCACAGCGGCCGAGUUCCACCCGCACCACUGCAACCUGUUUGUCUACAGCAGCAGCAAAGGCACCUUGCGCCUCUGCGACAUGCGAGAAGCCGCGCUGUGCGACCGCCACUCCAAAUUGUUUGAGGAGCCGGAGGACCCCAGCGCUCGCUCCUUCUUCUCCGAGAUCAUCUCCUCCGUGUCCGACGUCAAGUUCAGCCACAGCGGGCGCUACCUGCUCACCAGGGACUACCUGACCGCCAAAGUGUGGGACCUCAACAUGGAGAGCAAGCCCCUGGAGACCUACCAGGUCCACGAUUACCUCCGCAGCAAGUUGUGCUCCCUUUAUGAAAACGACUGCAUCUUCGACAAGUUCGAGUGCGCCUGGAACGGCUCGGACAGCGUGAUCAUGACAGGAGCCUACAACAACUUCUUCCGCAUGUUCGACCGCAACACCAAGCGCGACGUGACCCUGGAGGCGUCCCGGGAAAGCAGCAAACCCCGGGCCGUGCUCAAACCGCGGCGAGUGUGCGCGGCCGGCGGGAAGCGGCGGAAGGACGACAUCAGCGUGGACAGCCUGGACUUCACCAAGAAGAUCCUGCACACGGCGUGGCACCCGGCGGAGAACAUCAUCGCCAUCGCCGCCACCAACAACCUGUACAUCUUCCAGGACAAACUCAACUCGGAGAUGCACUCGUGAGACGGACGGAAUGGACGCCGGACGCGUCUUACGUCACGUCGUCAACCUCCUGAGAACCGGAAGGACCUCGAGCAGGCGAGAGGAUGUUUACAUGUUCUUCUUUCUUUACUUCCGUACGUUAGAGUCACUGGCUGGAUGCUUCAUUUCACUUCUAGCACCCCCAUUUUAGUUUUUUCAACUUGACAAUGAUCACGUGAUGACGUACGAGACCUGGAUAUCCAGUCAGCUGGGCUUCACAGCCAUAGGAGAAGGAUCUCCUCCACACGAGCGUGCAGGUUCUUCCCACAGAUUCUGCUUCUGGGGCUGCAUUUUGUGCUACUUUAAUACAACGAAAGCAAAAAAAAAAAAACUCCAAAAUAUGCUGCAUGUCCGAGAGAUUUAGCCUCUGCUGUAGACUGACUAACGGACCCGGCUGCCUUCCUACCUAACGUUUCCACCCAGCUGUACAAACGCUUACAGCACGAGGACGCCGCAGACGAGCUCUCUUUACCUUUACGUGCGUCUUUGGACGCCUGGCGCAUGUUUACCAAGCCUCGGGCUCUUCCACUUGCAACUUGGAAAUGGAAUGAAGCUGAACAGGAACCCGGAUGUUUCGGGUUCUGUCAAAAAAAAAAAAAAAAAGGGCCAAAAUGGUGUCUGUAUGUACCAAGACCAUUUUUUAAAAAUCCAUAAACUGACUUAUGGACUUGACUUGAUUGAUUUACCAGAUGAUUGCCUCCAAAGCGACAGCAGAGAUGCUACUUUGGUCUCUUCAGCCUUUCUCACUGAUUACUUUGCUAAUGUGCAGAACACUUUAUUUUUGGAGAACAAUUUAUUCUUUUAUUUCCCUUUUUCAAGAAGAAAAAGGAAUGUCCAGUUUUCUCCAUGUGCUGACCGAGCUAAUGUCAACAAUUUUUUGCAUAUUUUUGUUUUUUUUUCAUGUAUGGUGAUGACAAACUUGUCACAAAGACAGGUACACAAAAAAAGGUUGGGAUUUUUGGAAUAAAGAUUUCAAUAAUUGCACCCAU
Doryrhamphus excisus (bluestripe pipefish) is the source of this 3280-nucleotide messenger RNA. The record is from RefSeq and is a predicted model, not a curated record. NCBI's taxonomy places the organism in Eukaryota, Metazoa, Chordata, Actinopteri, Syngnathiformes, Syngnathidae.